AUGGGCCUCUUCGACAAGUUACGUCGAAGCUCCAGGCGCAGUGCGGGGGUUGCGACCGACCCUCCAUCGCCCCGCGUCAACGUCCCCGGCCGAGACUGCACAAGACGCUUGCCGAGGCCGGUGUUGGCCCGCAUCUUCGCUUUUGUAUGCCCGCACGCCGUCGACAACUCAUAUGGCACCUCUGAGGAAUCAGCCAGCGAUGGCUGUAUGCUGUGCGACAUGCGCGAUCUCGCCCAUUGCGCCAUGGUUUGCAAACGAUGGUUCUUGGAUGCGCGCGCCCUACUCUAUACCAACGUCCGAAUCGAUCCUGUCCACUACUGCGAGUUAGAAAUCGAAUUAGCCGCCAAGCGGAAACGCCGCUCAUUCUUCGACCGCAAUGGCGACCCGAUCGAUGCCCCCCAGGUCAGACUGGAACUUUUCAUGCGCGUCGUGCGAGAGUCCCAGGGCCUGGCGAAUAUGGUCCUGUCGCUCCGAAUGCCAUACAUGACCCGCGAAGCCAACAAAGCCAAUAUCGCCCGCACAAUCUCCGUCCUCCCAAAUGUACGCUUCGUCGAUCUGCCAGUGGGUCUGUACAGUGACGAGUCCUCGUGUCUCGCCUUGAAACAGGAGCUGAUGGCCCGGUGCCCCGAGAUACGUCGCAUGAGCUACCGCCGGGGCGCCGAGGGCAGUUUCUCGCGUCUGCCAGGCUCUCAGCUCUGGAUGAAUCUGGAAGUGUUGGAAUUGUCGGGUACGCAAAUGGAGCCCAAUACGCUACGCGCUGGACUGGCUGCUUUCCCUCAUCUUCGGGAACUUACGCUGGAGGAUCUGGGCUGGCUGGAUGAUUCUGCUUUCGCGGUCAAUCUGCCUUUGCCUCCUUUCCCCGCCGUGCAGUCGCUGACUCUGCGCGAUGCCCCGAAUGUCACGGCAAGCGGGCUUGCCGCGAUUCUCUCUUCCCCCGCCAACAAAGCCGCCUUGGAAUCUUUAACAUUGUCUUCGACUGGCGUCAUUCCAUCCCGGCUACAUCAUAUUCUCUCCGCAGCCCCGCGGCUUCAAAACCUGUCCAUUAUUCAGGAGGUGUCACGCUCGUUCCCCAUGGAGCAGAUCCCUCCCCUGGCAUCCCAGUCACUAACCCUCCUGCACUAUGAACUGACUUCCGAAACCGAUAAUCACGGCAUGCCACCGGUGGUAGCCUCAUAUUAUCAAUAUCUCAUUUCGUCUCUCAUGGCCCGCACCCUCCCAGCUCUGCGUGACCUGUACGUCCGGGAUUCCCAGUUCCCAGACACUCUCCUGCUCAUGCCUCCACCACGACUCUUCGGCGGAGGUGAAAGUGGACCCCGGACGACGGGCGGCCUGGCUCAGCCCCUCAACGUGUACAGCAAGGGUUUGGAUGAGCUGGAGUGGAACUUCACACCCUACGAUCCCAGCCCGGUGUCUGGACGCCGGGAUUCCCGAACUCGCCCCGUCAGCUUCCACGAGGCCCAGCUCAGCAGGUCCUGGGGUGGUGAUGCGCGUAAGAGCGUGCUCGUCGGAAAUGGCUUCGGUGGCUUCCUGGCUGUCCCGGCCGAGGAGGAACGGCCCAAGAGUAGUCAGGGACACCAUAAGAGAUUGAGCAAAGGGGAUUUGUGGAGAUGA
Penicillium salamii is the source of this 1611-nucleotide messenger RNA. The record is from the annotation of a GenBank genome assembly. Lineage: Eukaryota; Fungi; Ascomycota; Eurotiomycetes; Eurotiales; Aspergillaceae.